AUUAUCAUUCGGUGAGAGAAACAAUCAUUUUUCCCCAAUCUAUCUCCCCCUACCCUCUCUCGAUUCUCCCAUCACUCCAUUUUCUCCGACGCUUUUAGAUUCUUCCACGGCGCCGCCGCCAUCGCCGCCGAACCGGAGGUUCACCACACGCAAUUCAAUUCUUCCAGUCGAUGCACUCUGCUGUUCAGCUUCGCACCCCACACCAAACCACUAUCCAUACCUAAAACCUAAUCUGUAGAUCCCGCUGCCUGCAUCACCGUGCAUCUGACGUUAGCAUGCUUUGCGGUUAAAUUCGAUCUGUGCAUUGAUUCAUCGAUCGGAUUCGUAGGCGUCGCGAUUCUCUUUGGAAUUGAGGGAAAUGGCGGGGCAGAAUCCGAAUAUGGAUCAGUUUGAGGCGUAUUUCCAGAGAGCCGAUGUGGAUCGGGAUGGGCGGAUUAGUGGGAUUGAGGCCGUUAAUUUUCUCCAAGCUUCAAAUUUGCCCAGACAAGUCCUUGCUCAGAUAUGGACAUUUGCUGAUAAAAAUCGACUUGGUUUCCUGGGCCGUCAAGAGUUUUAUAAUGCUCUUAAACUUGUUACAGUUGCUCAAAGCAAGCGAGAUUUGACCAAAGAAGUUGUGGAGGCUGCCUUAAAUGGUCCAGCUGCAUCCAAAAUUCCUCCUCCUCAGAUAAAUCUUGGGCUACUGAUUCCUCAGCCAAAUGCAAGGGCAAAUCCAUCUCCUGUACAAUUGGCUGGCUCUUCAUCCCCUAUGCCAGGUAUCAGUGUAAGUGGCCAGCAGGCACUUCUAACUCAGCCAAACCAAGUGAUGAGGCCUCCUCAGCCUUUGCCUCCUAGUUCUGGAUUCCAAUCUCAUCCAAUUGUUGCAACCCAUGGUAUGCCUGAGACUGGUUUGAUAACCACAUCUCCUCCUACUAAUUCGUUCGAUUCUCUUGGUGGGAGUGUAAAUGGCUCCCAAGCUGGAAUUUCUUCUCAAGGAAACAACAGAAACUUGAUUCCUUCUGCAACUCAGGGUGUCUUUGGCCAAACAGUGUCACCUAUGACUCAACCAAAAGCACCAGAGAUCAGUGGGUCACUACAAUCUGCUUCCCCCACCCUUUCAACAGCAGGAAAUGGUUUACCGUCAGACUCGGUGUUUGGAGAUGUGUUCUCUGCAGCAUCUUCUCAACCACCACAGAACUCCUCUGGACCUGCAUAUCCAACAAGUAGCGGACCUGUCUCAUCUAUGGGGAAUUCAGUGUUGUCUAGAGACCAGCCUUCAGUUAAGCCAAGUGGUGUUUCUCAACCUCCAACUACUCAAGCUCAACAAGUCCAGUCCGCUGGAAAAGCAAGCCAGCAUGUUUCGGCACAUAAACCUCCUCUGUUUCCACCUGCAGCUGGCCAUCAUCCACCUGCAGCUGGGCACCAUCCUCCUGCAGCUGGACAAUCUAAGGGUCCUUGGCCAAGAAUAACCCAGUCUGAUGUUCAGAAGUAUGGCAAGGUGUUUGUACAAGUUGACACUGACAGAGAUGGGAAAAUUACUGGUGACCAAGCACGCAAAUUAUUCUUGAGUUGGAAGUUACCUCGAGAGGUCUUAAAACAGGUCUGGGACUUGUCUGAUGAAGACAAUGACAGUAUGCUUUCUUUGAGGGAAUUCUGUGUUGCUCUCUAUUUGAUGGAACGGUACAGGGAAGGGCGCCAUCUUCCUACAGUGCUUCCUCACUCUUUUAUAUUAGAUGAGACAUUGUUUUCUGCCCCUAGUCAACCUACUGCUGUGCACGGUGUUACAUCAUUCAGACCACCUUCUGGUUUUCAACAACCCCAAGGGUCUAGCAACGCAAGAGCUAUGCCUUCUACUGGUCCCGGAAGGCCACCACGCCCAGUGCCUGUUCCCCACCCUGAUGAGCCCAUUCAACAAAAGGCUAAAGUACCGGAGCUGGAGAAGCAUCUCUUAGACCAGCUUAGCUCAGAGGAGCAAAAUGCAUUGAACAAAAAGUUUGAGGAGGCAAAGGAUGCUGAGAAAAAGGUGGUAGAGCUGGAGAAGGAUAUUCUGGAGGCUAAACAGAAAGUUCAGUUCUACCAUGCUAAGAUGCAAGAACUUGUCCUGUACAAAAGUCGAUGUGAUAAUAGGUUGAAUGAGAUAUCUGAAAAAGUUGUAGGUGACAAGAGAGAGGCUGAGUUAUUAGCGAAGAAAUACGAAGAGAAGUACAUGCAGGUUGGAGAUGUAGCUUCCAAAUUAACAAUCGAAGAGGCCACAUUUCGUGAUAUUCAGGAGAAAAAAAUGGAACUGUAUCGGGCAAUUGUUAAAUUGGACCAAGGGAAUGCUGAUGGUGCUCAGGAUCGAGCUAAUCAGGUCCAAUCAGAUCUUGAGGAACUAGUGAAAGCUUUGAAUGAACGUUGCAAAACUUAUGGAUUGCGUGCAAAACCAACUUCACUCCUUGAACUUCCAUUUGGUUGGCAACCUGGCAUUGAAGGAACAGCAGCUGACUGGGAUGAAGAUUGGGAUAAGUUCGAAGAUGAAGGAUUCACCUAUGUCAAGGAGCUUACUCUUGAAGUGCAAAAUGUGAUUGCUCCUCCCAAACUAAAAUCUGCCUUUAGAGAAAAGGUUUCUUCAUUUCACAACAGCACGACUGGAAAAUCACCUUCUAAGGCUGAUAACAACUCAGAGUUGCCAAGUUCUGUGGAGAGAGUAACUGAGGAUGACAGGCUAGAGACCAACAACUCAGAGCAUACAGCAAGAACUCCACCUGACAGUCCAGCAGGAAAUAAUGCAGUUGCCAGCCCGUCCAAGGAAUUCCGAGAUUUGCGAAUGAAUAAGGACUUCAACAUGAAUGGUUCACCGCAUGCAUUUGACACCCAAAGUGAAUAUGGGGCUGAAUCUAUAUUUUCUGGGGACAAACGUUUUGAUGAUCAAAAUUGGGGUACCUUCGAUUCACAUUAUGAUGCGGAUGCAGCAUGGGAUUCUGUUUCUGUUGCUUCAAAGGAAGCUGGUUCGUUGUUUGGCCCUGACGACUGGGGUCUAAACCCAAUCAAAACAGGGGCCAGAGGCACAGAUGGAUCUCUUCCUAGGCAGGGGCCAUUUUUCGAUUCAGUUCCAAGCACCCCAUCCAACACUGGUUUUCCAAAGCAGGGCUCAUUUUUCGAUUCAGUCCCCAGCACCCCAUCCAACGUACCUUCUCAAAAGCAGGGGCCAUUUUUUGAUUCAGUUCCAAGUACUCCACUUUACAAUUUAAGCUCUCCUCAUGCGGACAAUCUGUUUGCAAGGAAUAGUCUGUUUGCAGACUCCGUGCCAACCACGCCAAUGUACAACUUCAGCUCUCCGAAAAAAAUUAGUGAAGGUUCAGAAGAGCAGCAUUCAUUUGAUAGCUUCUCAAGAUUUGAUUCCUUCAACAUGCAAGACAGUGGCCCUUUCAGUUCACGAGACUCCUUCUCCAGAUUUGAUUCCAUGCGAAGCACUAGAGAUUCUGCUGACUUUGAUCAGGGAUACUUCGCUCAACCAGAGACCCUCACAAGGUUCGACUCUUUCCGCAGCACUGCAGACUCUGAUUAUAAUUUUGGGGCAUUUCCUCCACAAGCGUCAAUGACGAGAUUUGAUUCCAUGAGUAGUAGCACACGGGAUGCAGAUUAUGGCCAUGGAUUCGAUGACACAGCUGAUCCGUUCGGGUCAGAUGAGCCAUUUAGGUCGUCUCGUGAAGCUCAAACACCAUCGAGGGACUCUGGUAGUUGGAAAGCUUUCUAGUUUCCGCAAUUUUAUCAUUAAUUUUUUUUUGUGUGUGCAAUCAUGUUUGCUAUGGAGCUAUGUUGUGUGGGAGUUCAAGUUGUAGGUGAGGCGACUUGGUUCUUCCAUUUGACAGGAGCAUUGAGCCGAUCAGUUUUUCCUUUUUCUUUGUGUAAUUACUUUAUUUUGACUUGCUUUUGAUUAUUAGUACUAGUAUUUUUUAUGGUGUUGAUAAUAGCAUAUUCAUUUUCAACAUUUGUCAGGAUUGUAAAAUUUGUAACACUGUAUGAGAAGUCUUUUCUUUAAUGGUCAGACAUUUUCAAAUUUUGAUGAA
Molecule: messenger RNA, 4025 nt
Organism: Salvia hispanica
Lineage: Eukaryota; Viridiplantae; Streptophyta; Magnoliopsida; Lamiales; Lamiaceae
Biological process (GO): endosomal transport; endocytosis
Cellular component (GO): plasma membrane; cytoplasm; nucleus
Molecular function (GO): calcium ion binding; protein binding
Source: RefSeq, a predicted model, not a curated record